Microdochium trichocladiopsis is the source of this 1017-nucleotide messenger RNA. RefSeq lists its product as uncharacterized. Bases 222 to 893 code for a protein of 223 amino acids. Lineage: Eukaryota; Fungi; Ascomycota; Sordariomycetes; Xylariales; Microdochiaceae. The record is from RefSeq and is a predicted model, not a curated record. The transcript has a single exon.
CGUGCUGCCAAUCCAUCGAUAGUCACUACGCUACCUUAUGGUACCUAGUGCAGUGUAGUCUCCGCUUAAGGCAAGUAAGCGUAGUGAUCCUCCCACCAGCAGGCCCGUUCCAACUCGUGCUUAUUCCAGAAACCUCAACUUGCUUAUUGCAAUCUCGCAUGCAUCCGCAGAUGCCACUCGCCUGCUUGACAAACGCGUCGGCCCCUUAGCAUCCUGUUGACAUGCAGCUUGGGCCUUUCGCCGUCCGCCUACUGCAUGGUGCGAGACAGAGGUCAAUGGCCUCGCCCCCCAUCACAGUCCUCCGACGCAGAUUCACAUGCCGCUGGCUUGGCCCCAUGCGAGCUCUUCUAGAACACUGCCCCGCCAUGCUGCUGCUGCUUCAGUCCUCCCAUCAAACGAACUAUGCCAAGGCCUUGAAACGAGGAGAAGAUACAUGCCGGCACCCGACACGUACGGGCCUCCCAGAACACAGCAUUGCUGCUGGCAACGACGAGAUCGGGAUUGUCCAUCCCCUGAGCCCAAAGCGGAGCCUUGGGCAUUUUAGCUCCAGCGCAUCGAUAUCAUGGGCCCCGAGUAUGACGCUGUCAGGACGUCGGCCAAUUCCACAGGGGUCUUACCUGACUCACGGGCGCACCCGCACCAGCUUCGUCUGGACAGGUCCACGAUCAGAACCUUGGGCCAUCGCUCUCGCCGAGCUGAGAAUUUGGCCAGAAUCAGCGCCGAACACGACACAUUCCCGCCGGCCUCAGCGCGGUAUCAUUCGCUCCGAAACUGCUGAAUUCGAAGGUGCUCAGUUUUGCACAGAAAGCCCCCGCUUCUCAGCUCUGCGCCUCCGGGCUUACCCGAACGCUAGCCACCUUAUCUCUCGCACCAAUUCGUUCCAGAAGGAUUGACAGGCACGUUGAGUCGGUCACGUCACUCCGGUUGUUGACUCGGUACAUGCUGGCCAGAAAGUGGUUUCAACAUUUUGCGCUUAGGUCCCUGCCACAUUUCACUUGCUGACUGUGCGCGGUGCAG